Messenger RNA from Rotaria sp. Silwood2, 1473 nucleotides. The record is from the annotation of a GenBank genome assembly. NCBI's taxonomy places the organism in Eukaryota, Metazoa, Rotifera, Eurotatoria, Philodinida, Philodinidae.
AUGGCGUUAGCCCUAUUAUCAACACCUGAACAACUUAAAAGUGACAAGAAAAGUAGCAAUUUAGUACUUAAUCAAUUGUUACAACUUGUCAUGGAUGCUGCUAAAAGUGUACGACAUCGAAGUAAUGGUUUCCAUGUUAGUGAGUCACUAGCUGUCAUGGCGAAAUUGUUUGUUGUCAAAGAAUGUAUACUUGACUAUAUUUUAUGUCAUGCUGAAACAGAACCAUCAUCGGAUACAAUUUCAACUAUUCGCCUACGUAUUACUUUACUUAUCAAAUUUCGUGAUGCAUCAAAAGGAACUGGACGAGUCGAACAAUUUACAUUGAUUGCUCUAUUAAAUAUUCUUUGGAGUAUAUCAUUUCAACCGACUUAUGCGCAAGAAUUAAUCAACAAUGAAGAAUUAAUUGAAACAUUAAGAAAAUAUAUCGAAAAUAAUAAUGAAGAAGAAAUUCUCGAACAAUAUAAACCACGUUCAAUGGAAGGUAUUAAACAAGCAGUUCAUGGUAUUCUUCAUAAUCUCAAUUUGGAUAAUAAGAACGAAUCAAAACCUUAUGAUCAUUGCCAUGUUCUCGAUACUCUCGUAUCAGAUCCAUUACCCUGUAGCAAUUCCAAGCCCUUGAUAAUGAUUAGUUAUUCUCAUGAUAACAAUACAUUUUGCAGUCAAAUACUUGAUUUAUUAGGUACACGUCUUGAUGUUUUUGAAAUCUGGAUCGAUCGAACACAUUGUCAAAUGAGUACCGAUUUAUGGGAGUCGAUUGCUGAAGGAAUGGAAAAUGCAUGUGUUAUUUUAUGUCUUAUAUCAAGUCAAUAUUUUGAAAGUAAAUCAUGUCGAAAAGAAUUUAUUUAUGCAAUUGAUUUUCUUAAAAAAAUUAUUGCGUCUGUAUUACUCGGAAAUUUUGAACCGAGAGGAUGGCUUGGUAUUCGCAUGACUGGUAUGAAAUAUAUUUGUAUCCGAGAUCUUGUUCGACCUGAUGAAGCUAAAAUGACUGACAUAUUGAAUACAAUUCUAUCAUCACUCUCAUCCCAAACAUCAUUGCUUCGUGAGAAGAUUUCACUCGUAGAUCACUCUAGACUAUUAUCUCAACAUCAUUCAACGUCAACAUCUAUCGCUCCUAUUACGGAAUCAACUUUUGAUCUUCGUCCAUUUGAACAAUGGACAUCAACUGGUAAUGAUAUAAAUUUAUGGUUUGCAUACAAUCGGAUAUCAACACAAAUUCGAGAUUUAUUUGAUUUUCAAACGAAAGAAGAAAUGCUUGAUUAUGCUAAAUUGUUAAUUAAAGAUCGUGAAAAACAGAUGAAUAUUUACGCAAAAAUUUAUCAUAAAAAAUAUCGUGAAGAUGACAUGUCUCCACACGAAUUUAUUCGUUUUGCAAAAGCUUUAGAAGGAUUAUAUAAAGAUAAUUCUGCACUGCCGUCUGCCACCACACAAAGUUCAUCUACUCUCAUCAAAUCGAAUGUAUGUGCGAUUUUGUGA